GGGGGCUGGGGCUGCAGCAGGACAAGCCAAGGCCAGCUCUUCCUUGUUCCUUCUCUAUUAUCUGCCUGGUAGUCUGUACUGUGGGUGCCUGGAUGGGUGAGAAGGCUGAGGUGCAAAGAGAAGAGGAGUCCCUGGAGGUCUUGUACCAGGAACAAGAAAUCCUCCUGCUGAGGGAGCUGGGCUGAAAGGUCCGCCCGGGGUCCCCGCCGCUCACUCGCCCUCGCGGCACCACUUCCGGCGCCCGGCCCCCAGGAACGGCCGUUCGGCGCAGCGUCGACCCCGCGCACCGAGACGCCGGGGUGUGUGUGCGGAGCCAGGGUUGAACUGCGGUAGCUUCUGCGCUUCCUUUGGCUUGGCACCCACUUCGUAUUGCCCUUGGAGUCUUGCCCGACCGUCUGCAAUCCAGUUCCUGGAUGAACUGGGGCCUCCCUUCACACCAAGGCCCAGCCACUCUCCCACGUGUCCGGGGCAGGCCCACCCUUAUCAGGGAGUGAUGGAAGGGCCCCAGGAGGUUGGGGAUGAGCCCCCAGACUCUCAGAGCCAUGCCACCGACUGGAGGUUUGCUGUAUGCAGUUUCAAGGAUGCCUGGGAGGAGGAUCCAACUCCCCAGGAGCAGGUUAAGGACCCCAGUCCCCCGAGACUACAGGGCAGCCCCUUGUCCAGGGAGCUACAAUUGUCUCCACAACAGAGAGCUGCAGAUGGGUCAGGGGAUGGCCAGAGGAGCACUUUAGGCGGCUCUUCAGUCCCGCCAGAGGAGCCACUCCCCUCCGUAGUACACAACCUCCCGUGCCCCCUGACCCCUUACCUCAGCCCAGGGGAAGACUUGGUAGGAAACCCAGGUCUAGGUGGGACGUUGCCAGCUGGCUUGGGCCCUGGGGCUUUGGACAACAACCUUGUGGACGUUGGAAACCCUUUAUCAGAGUCAUCACCAAAUUUGCCAGAGGCAGACUCCCACAGAUCUAGUCUACCUAAGCCUGCUGACUGCUUCCUAGCCCAAGACCUUCCCUGGGAGCUGCUGGCCAGUGGCAUGGCUUCUUUGCCAGGGACCCGUGAUGCAGAAGGCCGAGCAGUACUGCUUCUGUGUGCUCACAACCCAGCCUGGCUUCACCCCAAGUGCAGCAGCCGUGAACUUAUCUGCCUCCUUCUCUACCUUCGAGGCAUCACCAGGCCCGAAAUACAGGCCCUGGGACUGACCAUACUAGUUGAUGCCCGCAUUUGUUCCCCGAGGUCUUCACUCUUGUGGGGGCUCAGCCAACUACAGGAAGCAGCCCCAGGAUCCGUGCACCAGGUGCUGCUGGUGGGAAAGAUACCAGAUGAGGUGCCUUUGGGGCUGCAGCUUGAGCACCUGCCCUCUCAUCAGAGCUUGGUGACCCACAUCCCCACUGCAGGGUUGCCCACUUCACUAGGAGGAUGCCUACCUUACUGCCACCAGGCUUGGCUGGAAUUCCGGAUGCGCCUGGAAGUGUUACUGCAGAACUGCCAGGUGGUUUGUACCAUGCUUCAGGUGGCCAUCGAGAAUGUAAAGGUUGUGCCUCAGCCCACGGAGUCUGGGGAAGUUGGCCAGCUUCUACAGCAGGUACAGGUCCUGAUGCAACGGGUGCUAGACUCACCACAGCUGGCAUGGAUACAAUGCCAAGGGGGCUUGGAGAUGGUGUGGCUGAAGCAGGAGGUCCCAGAGAUUACCCUGAGCCCAGACUACAGGCUAGCAGUGGACAAGGCUGAUGAGCUGUAUGGCCGUGUGGAUGGACUACUACACCAGCUGACCCAACAGAGCAACCAGCGAGUACAAGCACUAGAAUUAUUCCAGGAACUGGAGGCCCAAGAGGGAAGGCUGCACCAGAUUGAAGUGUGGCUGCAGCAGGUGGGCUGGCCAGCUCUGGAGGAGCCAGGGGAGCCCUCUCUGGACAUGCUGCUCCAGGCCCAAGGCCCUUUUCGGGAGUUGGACCAGGUUGCUCAGGAACAGAUCAAGCAAGGAGAGAAGUUUCUGCAGUCACUGGCUAGCUGGGAGGCAGCUGACCUGGGUGCCCCUGGGACACGGUUUCUGGCCCUGCGGGCUCAGCUGACAGAAUUCUCUAGGGCUUUGGCUCAGCGGCGCCAGCGUCUCACAGAUGCUGAGAAGCUGUUUCAGUUUUUCAAGCAGGCUUCAACGUGGGCUGAGGCAGGGCAGCGGGUCCUGGCAGAGCUGGAGCAGGAGCAUCCACGGGUUGUGCUGCAGCAGCUGCAGCUGCACUGGACCAGGCACCCUGACUUGCCUCCUGCUCACUUCCGAAAAAUGUGGGCUCUAGCCACAGGUCUAGGUUCAGAGGGCAUUCGCCAGGAAUGCCGCUGGGCCUGGGCACAGUGCCAGGACACCUGGCUGGCCCUGGACCAGAAGCUAGAGGCUGCGUUGAAGCCAGCACUGCCAGGUAGCACAGCUACCCUAUGCAUGAGCCGGGUCCCUGCUCCAGCUGCCACCCCUCCCCUGAGGAAGUCUUACAGCUUUGACCAGAAUCUGGGGCAGAGUCUCAGUGAGCGCGUCAAGCACUACCACCACGCCACCAUCGUUGCUGCCUGCCAUGGACCAGAGGCUGGAGGAGGUCCCCAGCCCAGGUUAUUCACAACUACUAUGCCUCCACCAGGCAGCUCUGACUUCAGAAGCCCCAACAGGCUACAGCUGGUCCUGGCAGAGAUGGUGGCCACAGAGCGAGAGUAUGUCCGGGCCCUUGACUAUACCAUGGAGAACUACUUCCCUGAGCUGGAUCGCCCUGAUGUGCCCCAGGGCCUCCGAGGCCAGCGUGCCCACCUCUUUGGCAACCUGGAGAAGCUGCGGGACUUUCACUGCCAUUUCUUCCUGCGUGAGCUGGAGGCUUGCACCCGACACCCACCUCGAGUAGCCUAUGCCUUCCUGCGUCAUAGGGUGCAGUUUGGGAUGUAUGCACUCUACAGCAAGAAUAAACCUCGUUCUGAUGCCUUGAUGACCAGCUAUGGUCACGCCUUCUUCAAGGACAAGCAGCAAGCACUAGGAGACCAACUGGACUUGGCCUCCUAUCUGUUAAAGCCCAUUCAGCGCAUGAGCAAGUAUGCACUGCUGCUGCAGGAGCUGGUGCGGGCCUGUGGGGGCCCUGUGCAAGAGCUGAAUGCCUUGCAGGCAGCCCAGAGCCUUGUACACUUCCAGUUGCGACAUGGCAAUGAUCUGCUCGCCAUGGAUGCCAUCCAGGGCUGUGAUGUUAAUCUCAAGGAGCAGGGGCAGCUGGUGCGACAGGAUGAGUUCAUGGUGCGUGCUGGGCGCCACAAGUCCCUGCGCCGGGUUUUCCUCUUUGAGGAGCUGUUGCUUUUCAGCAAGCCUCGCCGUGGGUCCACAGGUGUUGACACAUUUACCUACAAGCGCUCCUUCAAGAUGGCAGACCUUGGCCUCACUGAGUGCUGUGGGGAUAGCAAACUGCGCUUUGAGAUCUGGUUCCGCCGGCGCAAGGCCAGGGAUACCUUUGUGCUACAGGCCUCCAGCUUGGACACCAAGCAGGCCUGGACAACUGACAUUUCCCGCCUGCUCUGGAGGCAAGCUGUUCACAACAAGGAGGUGCGCAUGGCUGAGAUGGUGUCCAUGGGUGUGGGGAACAAAGCCUUCCAGGACAUUGCCCCCAGUGAAGAAGCUAUCAACGACCGCAGCAUCAACUAUGUCCUAAAGUGCCGAGAAGUUCGCUCUCGGGCCUCCAUUGCUGUGGCCCCGCUUGACUAUGAGAGCCCCUAUUUGGGGGCCUCAAACCCCAUUCCUGGAGACCCUGCUUCUUGCUCUGUUUUGGGGCCCCUCAACCUGCACCUGUACAGAGACCCUGCUCUUCUGGGUUUCCACUGGCCCCGGUACCCUCCCAACUUCCCAGAAGAUGCAACGCUGGAGGCCGAGGUGGAGCUGGGCAGCCAGCCCUCUUUGACUCCUGAGGACUCUGAGGUCUCAUCCCAGUGCCCAUCAGCCAGUGGCUCCAGUGGCUCUGACAGCAGCUGUGUGUCAGGGCAGGUCCCGGACAGAGGACUUGAGGACUUGUCCUAUGUAUGAGCCCAGGCUUGAAGGGAAACAGUGGAUCCAGCAGCUCCAAGGAACAUUAUCACCUGGCUAGAUCUGCAUGACCAGGGCAUCGCUGGCAACCGGGCCACCUUAUUCUACCACCUACAUGUGCAGCCAUGUUGACUGUUCUAAUUUCUGUGGCCAUUGACCAACUGGCCCCGGGCCUCUGCAGGAGAGUCUGGCUGCAGAGCCUGAACAAGCACUCUGACCCAGGUUCCUGGCCCCAUGUCUUCUUCUCCUGCCCCCUCUCCAGCUCCCACCCCAGUUGUAAAUUAGAAGGCCAGGACAGAGAGCAGGUAUUUCCAUGCUGUAGGUUGGUGGAGUACCAUAUGGCUCUGGGCAGUUAUUGCUUCCCCUAGUCCUCAGGAGACACACAGAUGGGUUCCCAGCAGCUAUUCCCCAAUCCCUGGCCUUAGUGCUGAGCACUCCCCCAGGGACCAACCCAUCCCCCUGAGCCCUUGGCUUUGCCUGUCCUGGCUCUCCAGGCCAGUCCCUUAUUUUCUGGGCUAGUGUCGUUCUUUUGACUUAAUGCCUACUGAACAGCUUUCAGUUGGAAUUGUCUACUAUUUUCUCAUUGGUCACUAGACCUUUGGUAUCUCAGAGGAGUUUCAGGUCUUUGAGUUGUGAUUUACAGUUUUAUUUGUUUAUAAUAAAACAAAAACAAACAAAAAAAA
Molecule: messenger RNA, 4713 nt
Organism: Chinchilla lanigera (long-tailed chinchilla)
Lineage: Eukaryota; Metazoa; Chordata; Mammalia; Rodentia; Chinchillidae
Gene: Plekhg4
Product: pleckstrin homology domain containing, family G (with RhoGef domain) member 4
Exons: 24
Coding region: 494-4030 (1178 amino acids)
Molecular function (GO): guanyl-nucleotide exchange factor activity
Source: RefSeq, a predicted model, not a curated record